Molecule: messenger RNA, 1815 nt
Organism: Iphiclides podalirius (scarce swallowtail)
Lineage: Eukaryota; Metazoa; Arthropoda; Insecta; Lepidoptera; Papilionidae
Source: the annotation of a GenBank genome assembly
AUGGAUGAAGCGGAGACUAAAACAUGUCAAAACUGCAAACGCGAGAUACCGGCGGUGAACUUCACUACCCACUCGGUCCACUGCGCUCGCAACAUCCGCGUAUGUCCCGUGUGCAAGGAGCCCACGCCGCUGGCGGAGCUGGACGCCCACCAUGAGAAGCUGCACAGGCUGUUGCCCUGCAAGCAGUGCGGCGAGAAGAUCUGCGGAACGGAUAUGGAGGAUCACAUAAGGGACUCCUGCGCUCACACCAUCAAGUCUUGCAGGUUCUGCGAGCUGGAGGUGUCCCGUCGCGAACUGCCACACCACGAGGGCUACUGCGGCGCCCGAACAGAGCAGUGCGCCGACUGCAAGGAGUGGGUGAUGAUGAAGUACCGCCAGCUCCACCUGGACUCCAACCACGGUUUCCUGCGUCUAGACGACGAUCCCGUACCGACGCCCAGAACUGGCGGUGCGACGUUCACGCACUUCCCGAAGCUGGGGGACUGGCCCAAGCCGGCCCAGCCAGCCACCGGUUUCAACAGACCCCUCCCGUCGAGCAGCGGUGUAGGCGCCGAGAGGCCCUCCAUCAAUGGCCACCAGAGCACCAACUUUUCCCAAGCGCGGCCCCGAACGGAGAUACGAUACUUCAACAACACCGCGGCGCUGGGAACCCCCGCGCCGGCGACUUCCGCUGCGGGCGACGGCGCGGGGAAUCCCAUCGCGAACGUUCUCAGGCCCCUGGACAAUUUGAACCUGAAACCUCUGCCGAAGAGGAACAACCAGCCCCAAGCGUUUACCACAGCGCAGGACGACGUGAACAAGUCGAUUUCCCGUGGCGCGGUGAAGAAGCGUCUAGCGCCGAAGCCGCCUGUCUCUGCUUCCUCACCAGCUACCUCCAGUACGGCACCUGCCAGGGCUGCCACAUCAACAGCGUCUGCGUCAGCAAAGCCCGGCCGCUCGUCGCCAGUUAGCAGCCCUGAUGACUCGCCGACGAACAUCCUAGAGCGCAAGCUGACCCUCGAAGACCAUCGGAAGGCGCACAACUCUAGCCCUGCCGAUUGUCAGCCGUACUCCGUCAAGCCGGCGGAGAAGUUGGAGAAGCUCUGGCAGACGGAGUUCCAGCACUCCCGCCGCUCGCCCGAGGUCCGGGGCGAUCUGCAGGCCUGGCCCGCGCCAGGAUAUGCGCAUAGGAGCCAGAGGAUCGAAAUGGACAGGAGGAGGAACGAUCUGAGGAACCUCAAGCCGAUGACGGCUGAGCAGUUCGCGAACCGGUUCAAGGAGUUGCGGCUGGUGAAGGAACCGGCGGGGGCGGCUGAGAGGAGGGAGGUGCCAGAGUCGGGUGACAGGUUCAGCGAGAUCAAGUCCUCGCUGAAGCAGCUGAGGCGCGGCUUGAACGAGGUGAUAGCACCCUACAAUAUGAACACGAACAACAACAAUAUCAACGCGGAAGAGCGCGCGGACAACUGGCGGCCGGGGGGGCGUGACGGCGCGGAGGGGGCCGGCGGCGGGGGCGAUGGCGAGGGCGAGCGGGAGGGCGACGAGGAGGGGGCUGUGGCGGCGGCGGGGGCGGGGGGCGUGGGCGACGGGCUGCAGGGGGUGCGGCUGCCGUGCGAGUUCUGCGGCGCCCCAGUGCCCGCCGGCGAGCUGGUGCUGCACCAGACGGGCUGUCGGCCGAACCUGGCGCGGUUCGCGGGCGGCGGCCGCUCCCCGCCGCUGGACAACGCGCGCGCCGAGCCCGUCAUCCCGUGCGAGUUCUGCGCAGAGUCGCUGCCGCUCUACCUCAUCAGCGAGCACCAGGAACGCUGCGGCCGGGAGGCCAAUCUUCUUUUUCCAGAC